Messenger RNA from Eucalyptus grandis, 1773 nucleotides. RefSeq names its product putative clathrin assembly protein At5g57200. The record is from RefSeq and is a predicted model, not a curated record. Lineage: Eukaryota; Viridiplantae; Streptophyta; Magnoliopsida; Myrtales; Myrtaceae. Gene Ontology annotation, biological process: clathrin-dependent endocytosis; clathrin coat assembly; vesicle budding from membrane. Gene Ontology annotation, cellular component: clathrin-coated vesicle; clathrin-coated pit. The transcript has 14 exons. The coding region runs from base 1 to 1773 and encodes 590 amino acids. Gene Ontology annotation, molecular function: 1-phosphatidylinositol binding; clathrin heavy chain binding; SNARE binding.
AUGGGCACGUUUGAGAGUUUCAGGAAGGCCUAUGGAGCGCUCAAGGAUUCCACCAAGGUUGGCCUGGCAAAAGUCAACAGUGAAUUCAAGGAUUUGGAUAUAGCGAUCGUGAAAGCGACCAAUCAUGUUGAAUGUCCGCCCAAGGAACGCCACGUUAGAAAAAUCUUUUCGGCAACAUCAGUCGUGCGGCCAAGGGCAGACGUCGCAUACUGCAUCCAUGCGCUUUCUAAGAGACUAUCCAAGACACGGAAUUGGAUUGUGGCGUUGAAGACUUUGAUAGUCAUUCAUAGGACAUUGAGAGAGGGAGACCCAACAUUUAGAGAAGAGCUGUUAAACUAUUCACAUAGAGGGCAAAUUCUCCAGAUUUCCUAUUUCAAAGACGAUUCAAGCCCCCUUGCAUGGGAUUGCUCUGCGUGGGUACGGACUUAUGCUCUCUUUCUUGAGGAACGACUCGAGUGCUUUAGAAUUUUGAAGUACGACAUUGAAACCGAGCGCUUAACCAAGUCAUCUCCAGGAUCAACAAAGGCACACAGCAGAACGCGACUUUUGAAUGGGGAGGAAUUGCUAGAACAAUUACCAGCAUUGCAACAGCUUCUUUACCGCCUUAUCGGUUGCCAUCCUGAAGGAUCAGCUUACUGCAAUUAUCUCAUACAGUAUGCCUUGGCCUUGGUACUAAAAGAGAGCUUCAAAAUAUAUUGUGCCAUUAACGACGGAAUCAUCAACCUCGUGGACAUGUUUUUCGAUAUGUCAAGACAUGACGCUGUCAAGGCACUCAAUAUUUAUAAAAGAGCUGGACAGCAGGCUGAAACUUUGGCGGACUUUUAUGAGUACUGCAAGGGCUUGGAGCUGGCAAGGAAUUUUCAAUUUCCAAUGCUAAGACAGCCACCUCCAUCAUUUCUUACAACCAUGGAAGAAUACAUUAAAGAAGCUCCUCAGACAGGUUCUGUGAGCAAAAGACUGGAAUAUCGAGAAUCCGAUAACCUAUCAGUAAAGACAGAGGAACCUGCGGAACCAUCAGAAAGCGAAAAGCAAGUUGAAGAGGUUGAAGAGAAACAUGAAGUGGUGGAAGAGGAGGAAGAGAAGCAACCCAAGGAAGAGGUUGAAGAUGCGCCAGUGAUAUCAACAGCAGAUACCGGCGAUCUCCUUGGUUUGAAUGAAGUAAACCCUAAAGCUGCAGAACUAGAGGAAAACAAUGCUUUGGCUCUUGCAAUUGUACCACCCGGUGGCAAUCCCCUAUCUUCCGCAAAUCAAGGACUAAGUUUAAUGGACAUGUCAAGUAGUUCUGGCUGGGAGCUAGCACUGGUUACCACUCCUGCCGUCGACAUCAGCAAACCCGUGGAAAGGAGAAUGGCCGGUGGAUUUGACAAUCUAUUGCUAGAUAGCUUGUAUGAUGAUGAAGCUGCGAGGCGACAGAUUCAGUUGCAAAAUGCAGGGUACGGACAGGGAAUGGCCGUGCAACUGCACAAUCAAUUCGAUCAACAUCCUCAUCCUCAUCAACCACAACCCGACCCAUUUGCGAUGUCCAGCAACAUAGCCGCCCCGACCAAUGUCCAAAUGGCCUUGAUGGCUCAGCAGCAGCAACAGCUGUGGCAGCAACAGCAGCAGCAACAGCACAAUGCGAUGACGAUGGUGCCGUACGACCCGGCCAUGCAGUAUUCUCAACAGCCUCAACCCAUGCCGCAAACAGGUGGUUCUUCCAAUCCAUUCGGAGAUCCAUUUCCUUCCUUUCCACAGCAUUCAAUGCAACAGCAAGAGAACCACCGUUUAAUUUAG